This is a messenger RNA of Nothoprocta perdicaria, 6036 nucleotides long. It is a transcript of the gene PER2, whose product is annotated as period circadian regulator 2. Gene Ontology annotation, molecular function: transcription cis-regulatory region binding; transcription corepressor binding. Gene Ontology annotation, cellular component: cytoplasm; nucleus. Gene Ontology annotation, biological process: entrainment of circadian clock by photoperiod; circadian regulation of gene expression; negative regulation of transcription by RNA polymerase II. The record is from RefSeq and is a predicted model, not a curated record. The transcript has 24 exons. The coding region runs from base 1770 to 5819 and encodes 1349 amino acids. Lineage: Eukaryota; Metazoa; Chordata; Aves; Tinamiformes; Tinamidae.
AUGAAAUUAGAYGACUUUUUAUAGAAAAGCCUUGUUGAGAUGCCGUGCAUGGAUAUUCUGUUGGCUUCAUUUAGGGAUCUGUAAGGAGCAUUUCCUGAGGGAAAGAACUCUUCUGUUCUGUAGGAUUUUAACYAAGUCACCUGCAUGUUUCCUCUGAUAAAUCUAAUCUCCUGGUUCUAUUAUUUCAUUUUAACUGAUAAAAGGGGUGGUUUGAAUGACUUUUAUGUAGUUUCAGAUAAAUUCCUCUUGAUGUAGAUUUGUCUUAGAUUCUAGGUAACUUAAAAUUCUCACAAUAAGCCUUUUCAUAAGCAAUAGGAACUGCUUUCUCUUAAUUUCUUCCUAAACGCAUUAAAUAGAUGAAGCCAAUGUUAUAUCCAGUUCAAAUGGUGCAUACAACUAUCGUGAAUGUCCUCUUCAAACUCAUAGUUUGUUUUUUUUUGUAAACAUUUUUAAUGGUUUAUUACCUAGGAAAAUUUUGUGAUAGGGCUGUUAAACUAAAUGGGUGCUAUGUCACUUCAUAAGUAGUCAGACAAAUUCUUGUGGCUAAUUGCUUGCAGAUCUUGAUUAAAGGUGUCAAAUUUUAAGUUCCACUGUGGAAUAUGAGACUUGCAGGGAGAUGAGCUGGCAUGAAGGAAUUGGAAAGAUUAUCUUUAAAUGAGUAUUGAACUAGUGCAGAAAGCUCUUCCAUGUUUUCAGUAUAUAUGCUAAAAUGCAUUGAAUUUGCAAGUACCUCAGCGUAAAGCUGUUCCUAACACUCCUCAUGGUCAGAAAUAGGGUUUAUCAUUCACAACCUGUCUUAUCAACUCAUGAAGUGAAAAUGUAUAAGGAACUAGCCUGAGCCCAGAUUCAUACCGUAAUCUGAGACUUGCAAAACUCUCGUUGGAUUUGCAGUGUGAUGCAGAAUGGAACGUUGUGAAUAAAUUCUUCCUGAAGUCUGGCCAAGGCAAAUGUACUCUUAACAGCUGGUAGAGACAUAGCCUUUUAAAUAAGGCAUGUUAACAUGGGCUGUCUGCCAAAACGGUUAGCUUGGGAUUCAAAUAGUUUUCCAGAAUUUUUUUUUUCCAAACAUUCCUUGCGCAUAUUCAAACGCAGUACUUGGAGUGAUGUAAUCGUUCCCCACACAAAGAAAUUUGCCUUUUUGAACUUCUGCUGUUUGUUUUGGAGCUCCUUUGUGUAGUGACAUAUUCCAAUACGCUUAGUGUGGAAGAUUCUGUUACUUUAAGCUUUAGGAGACCUUACUCUUAAGUGUUUAAAAUGCAAAGUUGUGUCUGUGAUUGCUCUGUUGAAUGUUUAACCACUAUUUAUCUGCAUAGGGAUGGCAUAACUGUGAGCAUCUCUGGUAUCUGUUUGAAGAGGACACUGUUGGGGGGCCCAGGUAUUUCUUUUAUAUUUUAUAGUUUUAGAGGUGUCCGGACUCUGUAAUGGUCCAAGAUUUCCGGUAGAAGAGGAUGAGACAAGAAUUAAGUGCAUGCGGGAGACUCUGGACCUAGGCACUUCGUGCUUUUCAUGCUAGCUGGGAGGGAACUUGAUAAACACUUUUACCAGCCUUUCUUAGGAAAAACAGGUAUCUUGCAUAUUACUUUGGCCAAAAGAAGAGAAUGAGCAGUUCUUUCUUCCGAAAAGUUCAAAAGUAAAUGUAAAAUGUCUGGAAAAGCAGCUAUCAGGAAGGUUUGUGGGUCUGUGCUUCCAGGCAGAAUUUAUACAGACAGAACAUUCUGAAUAUGACCUAACUUGUUCUUGCUAUUGUUAGUGUUUUUAAUGAGUGCUCCAUGGACUGUAUCCAGUUCAGGGGGUUCUGCGCUAGCACUGUGGAACAAAACUCUGAACAGCAACCUGGUAUCAGUGAAAAUUUGUCUUCGUCRUUUUCUUUAAAAGAGCAACAGAAAAUGAGUGAGUUUUCGGGACUUGCAAGCAACCAUAGCCAGAUGAUUGCCGGAGAUCCAGAAAUUCAGGCAAAGCCUGAACAACCUCAUGAAGUUCUUCAGGAAGAUAUCGAGAUGAGCAGUGGAUCCAGUGGAAAUGACUUCAGUGGGAAUGACACAAAUGAAAACUAUUCCAGUGGACAUGAUUCUCAUGGCCAUGAAUCCGAUGAAAAUGGGAAAGGUUCAGCAAUGCUCAUGGAAUCUUCAGACUGUCAAAAAAGUUCAAGCUCAAAUGCAUUUAGUCUGAUAAUUGCAAACUCUGAGCACAAUCAGUCUAGCAGUGGAUGCAGCAGUGAGCAGUCCACCAAGGCCAAAACUCAAAAGGAAUUGUUGAAAACGUUACAGGAGCUGAAAGCUCACCUUCCUUCUGAGAAGAGAAUCAAAGGCAAAUCUAGUGUCCUAACCACAUUGAAAUAUGCCCUUAAAAGCAUUAAACAAGUUAAAGCCAAUGAGGAGUAUUACCAGUUGCUGAUGAUUAACGAAAGCCAGCCUUCGGGGCUCAAUGUGUCGUCAUACACGGUGGAAGAAGUUGAGAAUAUAACCUCAGAAUACAUCAUGAAGAAUGCGGAUAUGUUUGCUGUAGCUGUUUCCUUGAUUACUGGGAAAAUCUUGUAUAUCUCUGAUCAAGCUGCUUCUAUUCUCCGCUGUAAGAGAGGUUACUUUAAAAACGCCAAAUUUGUGGAGUUCUUGGCACCUCAGGACGUCAGUGUGUUCUAUACUUCCACUACCCCGUACAGGUUGCCAUCGUGGAAUAUUUGCAAUAGAGCUGAGUCUUCCACCCAGGACUGCAUGGAAGAGAAAUCUUUCUUCUGUCGCAUCAGUGCAGGGAAGGAGCGUGAGAAUGAGAUUUGCUAUCACCCGUUUCGGAUGACUCCUUACCUCAUCAAAGUGCAAGAUCCAGAAAUAGCAGAAGACCAGCUUUGCUGUGUGCUGCUGGCAGAAAAAGUGCACUCUGGUUAUGAAGCACCCAGAAUUCCCCCAGACAAAAGAAUCUUUACAACUACACAUACACCGACCUGUUUGUUUCAAGAUGUAGAUGAAAGAGCGGUACCUCUGUUGGGAUACCUACCUCAGGACUUAAUAGGAACGCCAGUCUUAGUGCAUCUUCACCCAAAUGACAGACCCUUAAUGCUGGCAAUUCACAAAAAAAUACUUCAGUAUGGAGGACAACCUUUUGACUAUUCACCAAUUAGAUUUUGCACUAGAAAUGGAGAUUAUAUAACUAUGGACACUAGCUGGUCCAGCUUCAUCAAUCCUUGGAGUCGAAAAGUUUCAUUUAUCAUUGGAAGACACAAAGUUAGGACGGGUCCUUUAAAUGAAGAUGUCUUUGCUGCUCCCAACUAUACAGAGGAUAGAAUCCUUCAUCCCAGCGUUCAGGAAAUCACCGAGCAAAUAUAUCGGCUAUUACUGCAGCCCGUGCACAACAGUGGAUCCAGUGGCUAUGGGAGUCUGGGUAGCAAUGGCUCACACGAGCACUUAAUGAGUGUGGCAUCCUCCAGUGACAGCACAGGAAAUAACAACGAAGAUGCUCAUAAGGAUAAACCAGAGACUUCUCAAGGGGCCCGUAAGGUCAAAAGUAAAGGACAACAUAUCUUCACUGACAGUAAAGCAAAACUGGAACAGAAGAGAGAGCCUUUUGCAGCAGAGAAACAAAGCAGUCCRGGAGGUCAUGUUAAAGAUGUGACAGGAAAGGAUGCUACAGUCACAGCUGCUCCUAAAAGUGUGGGUACUGAGGAGCUAGCUUGGAAGGAACAGCCUGUAUAUUCUUAUCAACAGAUUAGCUGUUUGGACAGUGUGAUCAGGUAUUUGGAGAGUUGUAACGUGCCUGGUACCUCAAAGAGAAAAUGUGAACCUUCGUCGAAUGUUGCAUCACUGAGUGCUGGUGUUCAUGAACCGAAAACAGCUGACAAUGCUAUACAGCCUUUGGGAGACCCUGCUGUGUUGAAGGCAUCUGAUAAAUCAAGUGCCCCGCCAGUAGUUGGUGCUCACUUAACCUCUCUGGCUUUGCCUGGCAAACCAGAAAGUGUGGUAUCUCUCACCAGUCAGUGCAGCUACAGUAGCACCAUUGUUCAUGUUGGAGACAAAAAGCCACAGCCUGAAUUAGAAAUGAUAGAAGAUGGUCCUGGUGGAGCAGAACUCCUGGAUGGCCAACUUCUUGCCCCUCCAUCCAGCUCUGUGCAUGUAAACCAGGAAAAGGAGUCAUUUAAAAAACUAGGACUUACUAAGGAAGUCCUUGCAGUGCAUACACAAAAAGAAGAGCAGAGCUUUUUGAAUAAGUUUAAAGAAAUCAAGAAGUUCAAUAUUUUUCAGUCCCACUGCAAUUACUACUUACAAGAUAAACCCAAAGGACGUCCUACAGAACGUGGUGGCCGUGGACAAAGAAAUGGUGCUUCCGGGGUGGAUCAGCCUUGGAAGAAAAGCGGCAAAAACAGGAAAUCAAAACGCAUUAAACCACAGGAAUCUUCAGACAGUACAACCUCUGGAACCAAGUUCCCCCAUCGCUUCCCUCUCCAGGGCUUAAACACCACAGCUUGGUCACCCUCCGACACUUCACAGACGAGCUAUUCGGCCAUGUCUUUCCCAACCGUUAUGCCUGCGUACCCACUUCCCGUCUUUCCAGCGGCCGGGACUGUGCCGCCGGCUCCUGAGGCUCCUCUCCCUGGUUUUAAUCAGCUGCCAGACUCCAGAAACACCUGCCCUAUGCAACCAUCCCAGUUCUCCGCGCCCCUUAUGACGCCCGUCGUAGCUCUUGUGCUCCCCAACUACGUCUACCCGGAGAUGAACAGUAACUUACCUCAGACCCUUUACCAUAGCCAGCCUGACUUUCCCGCCCAUUCCACCUUCUCCUCGCAGACAGUGUUUCCAGCACAGCCCCCAUUCACUGCCCCCAACCCUUUCCCCCAACAGGCGUUUUUCCCAACGCAGCCAUUCCAUUACAACCCACCAGCAGAGARUGAGAAGGCUCCCAUCACCGAGCCACGGAACGAGCCCUCCCGUUCCUGCACUCCACAGUCAGUUGGGCCGCACGACCAGGCUUCGCCACCGUUGUUCCAGUCGAGGUGCAGUUCUCCUCUGAACCUUCUGCAGCUGGAAGAAACCACCAAAACGGCCGAAAGCGGAGCUGCCGCGGGCUUGCACGGGGCCUUAAGUGAGGAAGGAGCUAUAGGCAAAAUCAUGACAACUGAUGAUUGUAGUGGAAAGGGAUCUUUACCACAGGCCGAAUCUCCAAUGGAUGCCCAGAACAGUGAUGCGCUCUCCAUGUCCAGUGCCCUGCUUGACAUUUUGCUCCAAGAAGAUGCGUGUUCAGGCACGGGCUCGGCUUCAUCGGGCAGUGGUGUAUCUGCAGCUGCCGAAUCCCUGGGCUCCGGAUCCAACGGCUGCGGCAUGUCAGGGAGCAGGACAGGUAGCAGCGAAACUAGUCAUACCAGCAAAUACUUUGGGAGUAUUGACUCCUCAGAAAAUCAUCAUAAAACCAAAAUGAAGACAGAAAUAGAAGAAAGCGAGCACUUCAUUAAGUAUGUCCUUCAAGAUCCCAUAUGGCUUUUGAUGGCCAACACGGAUGAUACCGUCAUGAUGACUUACCAGUUACCUUCUAGAGAUUUGGAAACCGUUUUAAAAGAAGAUAAGCAGAAAUUAAAGCAAAUGCUGAAACUACAGCCAAAAUUUACAGAGGAACAAAAAAGAGAGCUUAUUGAAGUUCACCCAUGGAUCCAGCAAGGUGGACUGCCAAAAACAGUAGCUAAUUCGGAAUGUAUUUUCUGUGAGGACAACGUACAGAGCAAUUUUUAUACAUCAUAUGAUGAAGAAAUCCAUGAAAUGGACCUUAACGAAAUGAUAGAAGACAGUGGGGAGAACAACUUGGCUUCCCUGAGUCAAGUCAGUGAAGAACAAACAUAGCCUUUGAGCCUCUMGUUUUUAAAGCUGCUUCAAAAUUACAGUGAUGAUCCAUAAAGGUUUUAAUCUUGUUUCCAGCAAGAUGAAUCUGGUUCAUAAAACAAAUGUAUUUUUUCUGUUCUAGAAGAGUCAUUUGUGAAAGAAUCUCUUUUUUAAAUGGUGGCAAUCUCUUCCCAGUAAGGACAUUGUUGAAGAUGGUACAACUUUUCUUUUUUUUUUU